Messenger RNA from Drosophila ananassae, 2874 nucleotides. Its product is annotated as DDB1- and CUL4-associated factor 8. Bases 296 to 2605 code for a protein of 769 amino acids. Lineage: Eukaryota; Metazoa; Arthropoda; Insecta; Diptera; Drosophilidae. Gene Ontology annotation, cellular component: Cul4-RING E3 ubiquitin ligase complex; cytoplasm. The record is from RefSeq and is a predicted model, not a curated record. The transcript has 6 exons. Gene Ontology annotation, molecular function: protein binding.
GCAGGCUGCAAAAAUAACAAAAAGUAGCUCGAAUAGCAAUGUGAACAAAAUUUACUUGUAAUUUUAGGACUUGAAAGCUUAAAAAUAUUCAAACGCUGGACGGCGCUGGCGUUCAAAAGAAACCGAAAGCGCGCCAAAGCUAUCGGUCUAUCGACGAUAAAAGCAAAAGUUCCAUCUCCUGCCAUCUUCGAACGUAAACAAGCUGAAAAGGGAAAAUCUUGGAUUCUGACUGGGCAGAGUCAGCAAAAAAUAGGAACAGAGGAUCUAUAUAUCUCGGCUGGUAGCUCCACCAAAUAUGGACGUGGAUGAGGAGCAAGCAGAGGGAAGAACGGCUUCCGCCUGCAAAAGACAGAAACGCAACGAUUCUCUGGAUUCCGGAGAUUCCGGUGGACUUGGAGAGUCCAUUCAGGUUGGCGUGGAGAAAAGUGCCAGUGCAAACGAGAGUGCGAUUAGUACCACUACAGUCGCAAGCGCUGCCAGCAACAAUAACAACGGUGAGGGGAAAUCUAUGGAGAAAGAAAACCUGUCAGAGGGGGUUGUGGAGGAAAAGCCGCCUGGUGAUCAGGCAAUUGGACCAGAAGAACAAGAUGAUCAGCAGGUCCCAUCCUUCCUGGAGUGUCAGCUGUCUCCUGAGUCUGCUAGCGCUGUUUUAGCCAACAACCAAAAGAUCCACUUCCCCAGCUGCACCAACAAUGCCAUUGAUAGCGAUGACGAUGCAGUCGAGCCGCUAGAGCAAGAGCAGCAAGAAGAAGAGCAGGCGGAAGAGCAGUUCAUACCACCACCACGCCUUAUACGACGAUCCAGGUUUAAUAUCGAGGUCUUGAGCUCGUUGACCGACUCGGACUCCAAUUCAAGCUUUGAAACCCAAAGAAAUGACAGUGACCACGGAGAAGCCGCCGUUGCUGAGGCCGGGGACCCGAUGGACCAGGAGCAGGAACAGGAAGUUCCAGCCCUGCUAGAUGCCUCAUCUGAUGAUAGCUCCUCAAGCCAUACCGAAGACUUUUUCCCUCCCUAUUCCAGCGAUUUGUCGUCUUCUGAGGACGAUGAUGAAGACGAACAUGAACACUUCGAUGCAAACCAACAGCUUAAUAUUGAAAAUUCUGUAACAGAUGUAAUGUGCAAGUGCAAACCGGCAUACACCUGGAACUGCGCCCAGGAACUUAUGCAUCGGGAGCACAACAUUACAAAUCGCAUUGAUUGGCGCGGCGGUCAGACCUCCGUAGAAAGCUUUGGUCGGGGGUACUAUGCUUCCCGGCAAAUGGUGGAGCAGUUAACACAACUGAGCUCCCUGAGCCAACACGCGGGCUGCGUUAACUGCCUGAACUUCAACCGCUCGGGGGACUUGAUCUGCUCUGGGUCCGAUGAUCUCAAAAUAAUCGUAUGGGACUGGGCGAAUGACAAGGCUGUGCACAGCUUUCGCUCCGGCCACAACAUGAAUAUCUUCCAGGCCAAGUUUAUUGAUAGUGUGGGCUGUUUGGACAUUGUGACAGCCAGCAGGGAUGGGCAAGUGCGACGAGCCGUGAUACCGCCUUCCGGUGGUCUCACCAAACCCGAACGCCUUUACUCUCAUGUCGAUUCGGUACACAAGAUCGUAGUAGUGCCUCAUAGCCGACAUGAAGUGAUGAGCGCCGGUGAAGACUCAGCUGUUAAACAUUUUGAUCUGCGUACCAGCACUACGUCCUCCACGAUGCUGCGCGUCGUGACGCAGGACCCGAAUGAGAGGAGCCGGCGUGUCCGUCUCUUCAGCAUUGCACAUCAUCCGUUUGCGCCGGAGUUCAUGGUGAGCGGAUCGGAUGAGAAGUUGCGGAUCUACGACAAGCGGAAGUUGACCGAGCCCGUUCAUGAGAUGACUCCGCGCGAAGUAAAGGAUACCAAGAUUACCCAGAUCACGUGCGCAGUUUACAACUAUAGCGGAAGCGAGAUUCUGGCCUCCUAUAGCGAUGAUUGGAUCUAUCUGUUCGAUAGCCGCAACUACACGGAUGGCGAGACCCUGCACAGCUACAGGGGACAUGUUAACAGCCGCACCAUCAAGGGUGUGAACUUUUUCGGACCGAGAUCGGAGUACAUUGUUAGUGGUAGCGACUGCGGCCACAUUUUUGUUUGGGACAAGAACACCGAGUCGAUUAUUAACUUCAUGAAGGGCGAUCAUGCUGGAGUGGUUAACUGCUUGGAGCCACACCCCUGGAUGCCGGUGCUGGCCACCUCUGGCUUGGAACACGACGUUAAAAUUUGGGCACCCAAUGGCUCCGAAGAUGACACGUCCAAAACGGACAUCCUCAAAAGAACUCUGAAGCGCAACUUCGAGAGGAACAUUAAUGACACUGAGAACUUUGAUAUUAAUCAGUUUCAGAAUUUUAUACGCCACUUUAUUAGUUCCCCGGUCUCACGGGGAACCCGUCGUCGGGCUCCGCGAAGCGCGAACAGUUCUUCCGCAGCUGGGGCGGAGCAGCAGGAGCGGCAGCCAAGGGACAGCAGCAGCACUAGCUCCACACCGUCGCCAUUCUCCAAUGCCACCAGUCAGCGGCGCAGCAGCGACAGCUCUGACGACACUAAUGAAGUCGAUGCUGCUGCGGCUUUGGACACCCUACCAUGCCGCACGCAGUGAGUUAGCCGAAUCCAAAGCCCCUUGCUCCGGAAGGGCUUCAAAAUUUGAGUCCCGGGCCAAUCAAAUGAUUUCAGAGAGCCCAGCGUUUCUGAAGCUGUGAAUUUGCAAAUUGUAACCUUUAAGUGCGCAUAAUAUAAUUUUUAAUUUUUAUUUUUCUUUAACAGAGUUUGAACCAACCACUCUCACUUACAAGAAAUCUGUUGAGAAAUGUGAUUUUAUGUAAAAUACAACUAAUUGGAAAUUACAAAAAUAAAUCCAUGAAGGAACAA